GUGAUUGACAAUCUCGUGGCCGUAGGCUAUGACAACGGCAGUCUUGGGAUGGUGGGAUAUGAUUGGCGCAUGAGUUUUGGCGGGAACGAGAAACGGGACGGCUCUCUCAGCAAAAUCAAAGCAACGAUUGAGUUCCUCUAUACACUGAAUGGCGAUAAGAAA
This is a messenger RNA of Sphaeroforma arctica JP610, 162 nucleotides long. RefSeq lists its product as hypothetical. Gene Ontology annotation, biological process: lipid metabolic process. The annotation marks the transcript as partial. NCBI's taxonomy places the organism in Eukaryota, Ichthyosporea, Ichthyophonida. The record is from RefSeq and is a predicted model, not a curated record. The transcript has a single exon.